UUUUUGUUUUUUUAGGAAAACGGAAGUGGAGUCACUGAGAGGUCGCCAGAAAUGGAAAGGAAAGUGAGCAGAAUUUGUCUUGCUUCUGAGCCCAACAUAACUUAUUUUCUGCAAGUGUGUUGGGAGGGAACGGUAGGAUCUGGUUUUGUUAUUACACUGACGGAUGGCCAUUCAGCCUGGACUGCGACAGUUUCUGAAUCGGAGAUUUCCCAAGAAGCUGAUGACAUGGCUAUGGAGAAAGAAAAAUAUGUUGAGGAACUGAGAAAAGCAUUGAUGUCAGGAUCAGGAACAGCAGACACAUACAGGUUCAUCUUUUCUAAAGAGUCCUGCCAUUUCUCCCUUGAGAAAGAACUGAAAGAUGUCUCAUUUAGACUUGGUUCCUUCAACCUAAACAAAGUUCCAAACUCAACUGAAGUCAUUAGAGAACUCAUUUGUUACUGCCUGGACACCAUUGCAGAAAAACAAGCCAGAAACGAGCACCUGCAGAAAGAAAAUGAAAGGCUCCUGAGAGAUUGGAACGAUGUUCAAGGCCGAUUUGAGAAAUGUGUGAGUGCCAAAGAAGCCUUGGAGGCUGAUCUGUAUCAGAGAUUUAUCUUGGUGCUGAAUGAGAAGAAAACAAAGAUCCGAAGCUUGCAUAAGUUGUUAAAUGAAAUCCAACAGCUGGAACAGAACAUGAAACCUGAAAGGGAAACUGCGUGUUCUGAAAAACCAACUGACCAAGAUGCAAUUUAUGAUGGAAGUACUGAUGAAGAAAGCGGAGCUUCUGAGCUGGCUACAGCCACUCAUUGUAAAGAUGAUUCCUUAUUUUCAAGUCCCGAUGUCACUGAUAUUGCGCCAAGUAGGAAGAGGAGACAUCAAAUGCUGAAAAAUCUUGGGACAGAACCUAAAAUGACUCCGCCGGAGCCGCAGCUGCAGGAGAAAGAAAGGCUUGCCUCUUCACUGCCUCAGACCUUGAAAGAGGAGCACACUUCUGCUGAAAACAUGUCUUUAGAAACCCUGAGAAACAGCAGCCCAGAAGAUAUCUUUGAUUAGAUACAAAUCCUAGAACGCGACUUUGGUGUUCAUUAAAGCACCUUCUUUAUCCAGUUCUUUCGUAUGAAAAGAGGCUUUCAACUUGGCAGCAAUGGUUACUAUGUUGCAGCUUCACACACACAGUGGAUUCCACAAGUGCAUGACAAUCUGAUUGGAUGACAGAGGGACACUUUUCUCUACCAUUCGUGUUGCCUAUUAAAUCUGAGUUUUGUUCCAAAGGGCACGUUUAUCAUAUUCCUUCACAUAUUAUUGUAACUUUCUAAUGAUUCUUGGAAGAUUUGGGGAAUAGGGCAAAAAAAAAAAUCUUCAAAUGAUUCUUUUUGAAUUGCACUCUAAACAACAUGUUUGAAAAGUUUAACUUAUGAGGUGACACAUAUAAAAUAUAUCUUUAAGUUGUGUGUAAACAAUCUGGAAAUCUGAUAGUUAAUAAAAGUUUGUGUUCUUAAAGAAACUA
This is a messenger RNA of Peromyscus eremicus (cactus mouse), 1486 nucleotides long. RefSeq names its product X-ray repair cross complementing 4 (gene Xrcc4). Lineage: Eukaryota; Metazoa; Chordata; Mammalia; Rodentia; Cricetidae. The record is from RefSeq and is a predicted model, not a curated record. Gene Ontology annotation, molecular function: DNA binding. Gene Ontology annotation, cellular component: DNA ligase IV complex; nucleus; DNA-dependent protein kinase-DNA ligase 4 complex. Bases 52 to 1032 code for a protein of 326 amino acids. The transcript has 8 exons. Gene Ontology annotation, biological process: response to X-ray; double-strand break repair via nonhomologous end joining; immunoglobulin V(D)J recombination.